AUGGACCGGUCUACCGCCUCCAAGCUUACCGACUCCAAAGCCAGUUAUUCCUGUGCCACCGAAGCCAGUGAUUCCAAAGCCAGUAAUUCCUGUGGUGCCAAAGCCAGUGAUUCCAAAGCCAGUAAUCCCAAAGCCGGUAAUCCCAAGCCGGUAAUCCCAAAGCCGGUAAUCCCAAAGCCGGUAAUUCCAAAGCCGGUAAUUCCAAAGCCAGUAAUUCCGAAGCCAGUAAUCCCAAAGCCAGUGAUUCCAAAACCAGUGAUUCCUGUGCCGCCAAAGCCAGUCAUUCCUGUGCCGCCAAAGCCAGUCAUCCCUGUGCCGCCAAAGCCAGUGAUUCCUGUCCCCCCGAAGCCAGUGAUUCCCGUACCGCCGAAGCCGGUUAUUCCUGUACCUCCAAAGCCAGUAAUCCCUGUAACACCUAAACCAAAUCCCCCCGUCAUCGGAGGCGGUGGUUUGCCCGGAUUAGAAGGAAUCCCUGGAAUUGGUGGGUUGCCCGGACUAGGCGGGCAGCCUGGGGGUGGUCAACCUGGAGGUGGUCAGCCUGGAGGUGGUCAGCCUGGAGGCGGGCUACCUGGAGUGGGCGGGUUACCUGGAAUUGGUGGACAGCCGGGAGGAGGUGGACUGCCUGGCGUAGGUGGCUUGCCCGGUGUAGGUGGACUACCUGGAGUUGGUGGACUCCCUGGAAUUGGUGGCUUGCCCGGACUAGGAGGCCAGCCUGGAGGUGGCCAACCUGGAGGGGGUCAACCUGGAGGUGGCUUGCCCGGAGUUGGUGGACUCCCCGGAAUUGGUGGAUUGCCCGGACUAGGCGGUCAACCUGGAGGUGGUCAGCCUGGAGGAGGUGGAUUACCUGAAGUCGGCGGACUACCCGGACUUGGUGGACUACCCGGACUUGGUGGACUACCCGGACUAGGUGGACUACCUGGACUAGGUGGCCAGCCUGGAGGUGGACAACCUGGAGGUGGCUUGCCUGGAAUUGGGGGCUUGCCUGGAAUUGGUGGCUUGCCUGGACUAGGCGGUCAGCCUGGAGGCGGUCAGCCUGGAGGCGGUCAGCCUGGAGGGGGUCAGCCUGGAGGAGGUGGAUUACCUGAAGUCGGCGGACUACCCGGACUUGGUGGACUACCCGGACUAGGUGGACUACCUGGACUAGGUGGCCAGCCUGGAGGUGGACAACCUGGAGGUGGCUUGCCUGGAAUUGGGGGCUUGCCUGGAAUUGGUGGCUUGCCUGGACUAGGCGGUCAGCCUGGAGGCGGUCAGCCUGGAGGCGGUCAGCCUGGAGGGGGUCAGCCUGGAGGAGGUGGAUUACCUGAAGUCGGCGGACUACCCGGACUUGGUGGACUACCCGGACUCGGUGGCCAGCCUGGAGGUGGCCAGCCUGGAGGUGGCUUGCCCGGUGUAGGUGGACUCCCUGGAAUUGGUGGCUUGCCCGGACUAGGCGGGCAGCCUGGAGGUGGCCAGCCUGGAGGUGUUGGACUGCCAGGAAUUGGUGGCUUACCCGGACUAGGAGGCCAGCCUGGAAAUGAACAGCCUGGAGGGGGUCAGCCUGGGGGUGGCUUGCCCGGACUCCCUGGACUUGGUGGGUUGCCCGGACUAGGAGGCCAGCCUGGAGGUGGUCAACCCGGAGGGGGUCAGCCUGGGGGUGGCUUGCCCGGACUCCCUGGAAUUGGAGGCUUACCUGGACUAGGUGGCUUGCCUGGAGUUGGCGGACAGCCUGGAAAUGAACAGCCUGGAGGGGGUCAGCCUGGGGGUGGCUUGCCCGGACUCCCUGGACUUGGUGGACUGCCUGGAGUUGGUGGUCAACCUGGAGGAGGCCAGCCUGGGGGUGGUCAACCUGGUGGACAGCCGGGAGGUGGCUUGCCCGGACUCCCUGAACUUGGUGGACUGCCUGGAGUUGGUGGUCAACCUGGAGGAGGCCAGCCUGGGGGUGGCCAACCUGGUGGACAGCCGGGAGGUGGCUUGCCCGGACUCCCUGGACUUGGUGGACUACCUGGACUAGGUGGCUUGCCUGGAGUUGGUGGACAGCCUGGGGGACAGCCGGGAGGAGGCCAGCCUGGGGGUGGCCAACCUGGUGGACAGCCGGGAGGUGGCUUGCCUGGACUCCCUGGACUUGGUGGACUACCUGGACUAGGUGGCUUGCCUGGAGUUGGUGGACAGCCUGGGGGACAGCCGGGAGGAGGCCAGCCUGGGGGUGGCCAACCUGGUGGACAGCCGGGAGGUGGCUUGCCUGGACUCCCUGGACUUGGUGGACUACCUGGACUAGGUGGCUUGCCUGGAGUUGGUGGACAGCCUGGGGGACAGCCGGGAGGAGGCCAGCCUGGGGUUGGCCAACCUGGUGGACAGCCGGGAGGUGGCUUGCCCGGACUCCCUGGAAUUGGUGGACUACCCGGACUAGGUGGACAGCCUGGAGGCGGGCAGCCUGGAGGUGGUCAACCUGGAGGUGGCUUGCCCGGAAUAGGCGGACUACCUGGAAUUGGCGGCUUGCCUGGGAUCGGUGGACUGCCCGGAGGCGGCGGAACAUUACCAGGUGUGGGCACCUGGCCAGGUGCUUCAUUUCCAGGUUUCGUCUCGGCAACAGAUACAUGUAUUGUAUCGUUGCCUGCCUCCAUUCGUGAGGCCGUCAUCAGCUCCUGCUUCUCGUAG
Molecule: messenger RNA, 2634 nt
Organism: Boeremia exigua
Lineage: Eukaryota; Fungi; Ascomycota; Dothideomycetes; Pleosporales; Didymellaceae
Exons: 1
Coding region: 1-2634 (877 amino acids)
Source: RefSeq, a predicted model, not a curated record